CCCCUCAGGAAAGGACACAGGAUGACAACUUGCAGAGUUGUACUCGCUGCCGUCUCGACAAGGAGGGAAUUGCAGAUGCAGCCGAGCGUUAAGACGAGGAGAGGAAGAGUCGCGGAAGACCUUCAGUGUCGAAGGUGGUGAUCCAGUUUACACUUGGCUUUCUCGCCAUCUCACCGCAAAGUCCGCAAAGAGGAUUCCUGCGGCUGUGGGAUUAGACGGCGUCCACAUUUCCUCACCUGAAGUGUCCCUCACCUUCCCCAGACAACGCGUCUGCUGGGAGACUGAAGGAAGCCCGCUUGCCUGACUUGAAGAGCUUUGCCUGAGGCAAAACAGAGCUCAUAUAUAAAGCUGGGUGAAGAACAUCAGCACACUGACAAGUGCAUCAACCAUGGAGGGCUAUACUACUUCGAGGAAACUUACUCUGCUCUCAUUUACCUUCCUGUUGGGGCUCUCAGGCAUACGGGCCCAGAUCCAGAUGCCCCAAACCAGUAUGGAUGUGAUCAAGGGUCAGAUGGUGGUGCUGAAGGCCUCGUACAGCCCAGGGCCCGGCAGUGACCUGAGCACCAACACCAUCCUCUGGAACUUUGUCUCUAACAACACCCAGCUGAUCAUCUCCUACACCAAAGGCUCCAUGAGCGUGGGCAGCUCCCAGUUUAAGGGCCGCGUCGGUUUCACCACCAGCAUGCCCUCACGCGACGUGUCGCUGUACAUCAACAACACCCAGGAGUCCGACUCGGGACGCUACUUCUGCCAGAUCAUCAUUCCUGAUAAUCCCGGCCUCACCGCUGAGCUCAGUCUGGACGUGAAGGUCCCUCCUGCUGUUCCUAAGUGCUCUCUAUCAGGGAAGCCAGUGCUGAAGGGUAAUGUGACUCUGAGCUGCACAUCCAGCUCUGGGAAGCCCAUUCCUCUGUACAAGUGGAAGAAAACCAGUCCCACCUCUGAGGUCUUCUUCUCACCCAUGCUCAAUGAGAAGACCGGCACUCUGAGGCUGAACAACCUGAGCAGUAACAUGUCAGGGAAGUACGUGUGCACAGCCAGCAACUCAGCCGGAUCAGAGAGCUGCUUCAUCAACCUGGAGAUCGUCACCUCCACUAAUGUGGGGAUGAUUGUUGGUGCCACAGUGGGCUCAGUGGUUGGCUUCAUCUUCCUCCUCCUCAUCUGCCUUGUUUUCCUGGUGAAGAGGCGGAGAGACAAUGAGGACGACAUGGCCAAUGAAAUCAAGGAGGACGCUCAGGCUCCCAAGCGUGUGUCCUGGGCUAAGAGCGGCAUGGGUUCGGAUAUCAUCUCCAAGAAUGGCACCCUGUCCUCCAUCGCCUCCAGCCCACACCACAAAGAUCCCUCCCACCAUCACAACAACCACCACCACCACCUGCAGCAGUACCCCCAGCGCCCCUCCUCAGACACAGCCUCCAUCAUCACCGCCACGGGCAGCACGGCCGGCUACCGACCGUCCCGCCAUCAUGGGGCCUCCACCCCACCCCACCACUACAGCUACAACAACAAUACCACCCUGCCGCGCGGACAGCCCGUCUCCUCUGAGGCCAGCACCAAUGGGAGCUCCCUACCCAGACCAGAGCGCUACACCCAGCUGCCCCAGGCUCAGGCGCUGCCGCAGACCUACAGCCAGCCUCAGCUGCAGCUCCAGGCCGCUCCCUCCCCGCCACCGCUGCCCACCUCCACAGUCACAGCCUCCAACAUCACCCGCAUGGGAGGGGUGCCCAUUAUGGUGCCUGCACAGAAUCAGGCCGGAUCUCUGGUCUAACGCCUGCCAGCGCUGGCAAAACAGUGUUGUUGACAAAAACAGAAGAAUACUGUCCCUUUACACUCUCAGAAAGGGUCAGCUGCUGAAUUUUUUUAAAGAGAACGCUUUAAAUACUAUUUAGCAAAGAAUUACAUUAGAUGAAAAGGUCAAAUUCAUUUAUUGACGCUGGCUUUUGUGCCAUGAAGCUUUCAUGGCAAGACUGUCAGACAGAAACUGUUUACUUGCUUUAAGUAUACUUAAGUCUUUAAUAUUCUGUAUGCACUGUGUACAUCGCAAACUAUGUAUAUAUAUGAUUUUCAUACAUUUAUCCAGUAUCCUCUUUUCUACUUCAUCAAUGCAUUUCUAAUGUUUUGUUUUUGUUGUUUCAAAUUUAGAUAUUCAAUGUUGUAUUAUAUAUUUUUCCUCCUGCCAUACUAAUUCCAUAAAGUGAAUAGCAAAUGGAUCCUCACUGGGGGCUUUCAUGUGUAUGCAAGAUGAAUAUACAGAUGAAAUAAGAAGAGGGUUAUGCAGGUCUGCUGUACUUCAUCCGUCAUCUUUACUUAACUACCUAAAGAAGGAAUUAUCAAGGCCAAAAUAGGUUUAAGCACAUUAUAUCAGUACUGUUCAGAGAAGAGAAUGUUGCUCAAAGUGAAGUUAGUGUAAUAUAUGAACAUCUGUAAAUGAGUAUAUUUCUGCAGCAGAGUUAUGGCAAGAAAGAUAAGACAACAUUAUACAUAUGAUAAAGUAUCCUAAUCCUUUUUUUGGCUUUGCUUCUGUUGGUGGUUCAGCUUAUAAAAUGCUCUUAGACUCAAUUCUUUAAACACAGAUUAGCAAAAGCUUCUUAUAAUAUUGAGCACUAUUCAGAAGUGCAGUAUGGUGACUUUGCUAAUACAUGAGUCCACACUUGAGUUGUAAUAAUUUAAAGUUGCCUGCAGCAUUCAAAUUGUAAAUAUGAUAUUUAUUUUCUUUUAAAUGUGUGACAUACAGCAUAGCAUAUUGUUGGCACAUAUGAUACAGGUAAUGUGUUUGCCUGCAACACUGGAUACUGAACCAAAGAUAUACAGUAUGUAACACUUCAUUAUUUCAGCACGCUCUCCUUAUAUUUUAUUUUCUAGUGUAGGUCAGUGAGGUUUAAUGGAAGCAUUUUGAUUCACUGCCAAAAGCUUCGGGCUUCAGGCUUUUUCUAGACAGACCUUUCCCUUUUGAUUGACAUUGCCAAGAAAGGCUAACAGGAAGCAGAUAUGAGCUUCUCUAAACAACACUGAUGUGAAGGUGUUUUUAAGACUCUUGAAGGAGCCUAGUUAGUGGUCUUCAUUUCCUAUUAUGAGAAGAUGAGGAAGAUACACCAUUCCCCCUUAACGUUGGGCAAAUUUAAAACAACCUGCAGAAUACUGUGUCAGAUAUAUGUUGGCUUGGCACUGCUGAACCCAAAUAAGCACUGGAUUUUGGUUCAAAACCCAGUUUCCAUUAACGAAAAAAGAAAUAUCUGGGCAUAUUUUGAAUACAAAAAAGAAUUUGUGCAUGAUGCUAUUUGUUCAGUCGGUAUUUCUGAAUAUGAAGAGCUGUGUCUCAUGAUGCACACAGUAGAUGACACAGAGGCACUAUUCUCUGACAGACUGCUCCACUCAGUCAGUGAGGCUCUGACCCUGUUAACAAUGUCAGCUUAGUUUUUACAUUCAAAACAUCUUUAUUGCAGAGUCCGACUGUGUCCGAAUGGCUACAGACUGAAUGAUCUUAGCACAUUUACACUGAAUGGUUCAAGAACUUGACAUGAACUGUAUCAAAUCAGUUUUUCUAUAAAACUUAAGCAGCGAAAUCCAAGUGCUAUUUUUAAUCUUAUUCUGGCCACAGGUCCCACAAAUGCCUGUUUAAAUACCAUUUAGAUUUGGAAAAGAAAAGAAAAACAUAUUAUGAUCACUGUCAUUAUACAUAUAUAUCCAUUCUGCUGAACUGUAAUUACACCGGAGCAUAUGUCUGUUGUUUUUUAGUGUGCACAGGAUGUCAUAACAACACAAUUCUGAAAUGAAUCAAUUGAAACUUGAUGAUGUUGAAGGGAAACAUAAGUGCAUCCUUUACAGACCCUUUCUGAAAACUGUUAUCUGUUUGACACAAGCUGGACUGUAUAGUGACAGCAAAAUGUGCAAUCGAGUGGUGCUGCAUCUUGAAGUUUUGAUAGUUUUGCUGAGAUUUGUAUUGUUUUUAGUACAUUCGAGCAAAUGGAAAGAUUUCAUGUGGAAAGCUGAAAGUGGUGAGGAAAUCAUUUUGGAGGGCAGGACUCACGGCAGGAGCCGAGUGCACCCUGGGUGUAACUUUAACACGCCUAGUAUGGAGCAAGUGUAAGUUGGGAAGUCAGAUGAGUAUCCAUGGUAAUAAUAACAGAAUAAACAAUGAUCAUACAACCAGGAAAUAAAAACAGCAAUGGCGGCGUGUUUUGUUUACAGAAUAAAUAACGAAAGGGCAUUAAGACGCGAAAGCUCGUCCGUGAUCGGACAAACCCACUGGACAUCUAUUCAGAGAGUGAGCUGAGGUUUCGCUUUAGCCCAAGCCCUGUUUGAGUUCAUUCAUUCGUUACUUUACAGCUACAGUUAUAGACUCAUUGCUUUAACUUGACUGGGUCAUUUUAAAAGUGUACAUUAUUAACAUUAAAAUGUAUUCAAAACAAGCCUUUAUUUUUAUACAGUAAUGUAUAAAAGCACAUGAGCAGAGUUUAUAAAUAGUAAACGCUUCCUGAAGUAAAGAAGUGCUCACUGUCACUGAGUUAUAAACCCUGAUGGACUGAUGUGCUUAUUUAAACAGUAGGCCUAAACUGUGGACAUUAAUGUGCAGUGUGCUCUUGUAUCCUCCAUAUUUAUGUUCAUGGAAAAUGCUUUGUAUAAUAUUUUCAAUUAAAAGAGAAAUGAUCA
This is a messenger RNA of Siniperca chuatsi (mandarin fish), 4644 nucleotides long. RefSeq names its product endothelial cell adhesion molecule a (gene esama). Lineage: Eukaryota; Metazoa; Chordata; Actinopteri; Centrarchiformes; Sinipercidae. Gene Ontology annotation, biological process: homophilic cell-cell adhesion. The record is from RefSeq and is a predicted model, not a curated record. Gene Ontology annotation, molecular function: cell-cell adhesion mediator activity. Gene Ontology annotation, cellular component: adherens junction; plasma membrane.